Zingiber officinale is the source of this 1768-nucleotide messenger RNA. Its product is annotated as protein CLT1, chloroplastic-like. The record is from RefSeq and is a predicted model, not a curated record. The transcript is spliced from 10 exons. Bases 280 to 1593 code for a protein of 437 amino acids. NCBI's taxonomy places the organism in Eukaryota, Viridiplantae, Streptophyta, Magnoliopsida, Zingiberales, Zingiberaceae.
GUUUCGACAAUCAGCUGACUGGAUACGUGGCCUUCUACGAGCUCUCCUUGGUGGCGUGUCUGAGGGCUGAAUUGUUGCAUUCGAUCCGCGUCUCACCACAAGCUACAGAAGCUCUCGCGUCCGCUUCGGGCUUUUCUCGGUCGUUAUCAAUUAACACUAACUAAUUUGAAUGAAUGGCACAUGUAAAAUAAGUAAAAAGGGUACGGCAGUGGGAGAGCCUUCCUCAUUUCCACGAUCUGAUCGUCUGAUUCCCUUGCCAAUUGCCGGAGGGGAUUGGCCAUGUCCUUGUGCUAUCGCCUACUCCCCGGCGCCUCAAUCAUCCCGCCGUCGGAUUCCCGGCUUCAGAUUCUCCGACUCCGACCGGUCUCCGUCCGCUCGGCGCUCUGCGAUGGGAUCUCCCGUGCCCUCCGAGCCGAGAGCAGAUCACGGUUCUCCGAGCCGGUCGUGCCCCCCUUCCAGGAAGGCGGAUGGUCGUUCUCGAGGGUGCGAUCUCGAUCGGCGAAAGGUAUCGGUGCUAUAGGGGAGAUGAUUGGGGAAUUAGAGGUGGAUCUGAGGCGGCAGAAAACGGCGGAAGUAUUGGCCGCGGCGGCGGUCACGGUGGUCCUUGGCACCGGCAACCGGGUGCUCUACAAGCUCGCGCUCGUGCCCCUCAAGGAGUACCCUUUCUUCCUCGCCCAGUUCGCCACGUUCGGAUACUUGGUGGUUUACUUUUCAAUCCUUUACAUUCGUUAUCAAGCUGGCAUUGUAACCGAUGAGAUGCUUUCGCUUCCAAAGGCUAGAUUUUUGGCAGUUGGACUUUUGGAAGCUUUGGCCGCAGCAUCAGGAAUGGCAGCUGGAGCUGUUCUUUCUGGGGCAUCAAUCCCAAUCCUUUCCCAGACUUUUCUUGUUUGGCAACUUCUCUUUUCAGUUGUUUUUCUUAAGAGGCGAUUUCGAUUAACCCAAAUAUUAGGGUGCUUUCUUGUGACCAUUGGAGUGGUAAUAACUGUGACAAGUGGGUCUGGUGCUGGUAUCUCAUUAAAAAAUGCUGGAAUAUUUUGGUCCCUUCUUAUGAUACUUUCAUUUCUAUUGCAAGCAGCAGACACUAUUUUGAAGGAAAUUAUAUUCCUGGAUGCGGCUAAGAAACUGAAGGGAGGUUCCAUUGACCUUUUUGUUGUAAAUUCUUUUGGAUCUGCUUUUCAGGCCUUGUUCAUAUGCCUUUUGAUGCCAUUCAUGUCGAAACUAUGGGGCAUACCAUUCAAUCAGUUGCCUUCAUAUAUUAGAGAUGGAACAGCCUGCUUCCUAAAUGUUGGAUCAUUAUCAGGAGGAUGCGAAGGUGCGCCACUUUUGCCAGUAUUAUUUGUGAUUGUUAAUAUGGCCUUUAACAUAUCCUUGCUACAUCUUCUAAAGAUUUCUUCAGCAGUAGUUUCUUGCCUUGCAUCCACUUUUUCAGUUCCCCUCGCCAUCUAUGCCUUCACGCUGCCACUGCCAUACAUUGGAGUAGCGUCGUCCCUCCCUGCCGGCUUUGUCACUGGAGCUAUGGUUCUUGUUGGUGGUCUCCUCCUCUAUUGCUGGUGUUCACUUCCACGGACUACCUCAGACAAUAAAGUAUUAUAAGUUCAGAAAGUCCACCCCUUUCUUUAAUUUUACUCUCUCUCUCUCUCUCUCUCUAUUAUUUGGCUUAUUUUAUCUCUUAACUGAGAUAGAUGGCAUUUUUCUGUAUUAUUUAUUCACAAAUAAAAUGAAUUUUGCCCAAAAUUGCAUCAUUAGAAAGAAACUUUGUUGUUGCGUA